Messenger RNA from Eurypyga helias (sunbittern), 2559 nucleotides. It is a transcript of the gene MACC1, whose product is annotated as metastasis associated in colon cancer 1. The record is from RefSeq and is a predicted model, not a curated record. Gene Ontology annotation, molecular function: protein binding. The transcript is spliced from 4 exons. Gene Ontology annotation, cellular component: cytoplasm. NCBI's taxonomy places the organism in Eukaryota, Metazoa, Chordata, Aves, Eurypygiformes, Eurypygidae. The annotation marks the transcript as partial.
GAGGAGAACACUUCCAGCAGUGGGACAGAAUCCGUAACCAGUGGAGAGAUUCCACGGAGCAUGUCAGAGGGAACUUUGCUUGAUGUGGAUGACCGGACACCUGCAGCCAGCUACAAUGCCAAUGAAAAUAAAUUGGAUUUGGAUAUUGUAUGGCCUCAUGUAUUCAAACAUUCCCAUGCUGUUUCCAAGACAAAUCCAUUCUGGAAUGAACUGUCAGCCUCCAACCCUUUUGUACAUGACAUAGCAGCUUCAAAUAGAAAUGAAAAUAAUAAAUACCUUUCGAUCUUAAAAGAAAAACCCUAUUUGUUCUCUAAAAUUUCUAGCAACAGGGAUUCUUUGGCUUCCUCAGGCGAUGAGCUAGAUAUUGAUUGUCUUCUAAGAAAGACUUCAGCAAGAAGAUCGGGACGAUCCAAGAGUGUCUCUGACUUCCUGGAUAUUAUUGAUAAUAGAAGAUUUAAUCCUCACAAGACAAUACCUCAAAAAACUAUUGUUUCAGACAUGACAUGGCUUCAAAAUGACCGUGAAGCCUACAAGGUGGCUUGGUUGAGUCACCGACAACUCACCCGGUCUUGCCUAGAUUUAGAAGCCAUGAGCCAUAGUCCUGGAUGGGCACAAACACAAGCUACAGACAUACAUGUAGUUUGUAAACUGAAUCAUGAAGGGGGUUCAGUACAGCUACCUGACUCAGAUAUCAACAUUCAUGUCCCUGUGGGUCAUGUAUUACCUGGGGAGUUCCAAGAAGUUGGUUUAAAGGCUAUCCUUAACCCUCCAUCGUCAUUUAACAAUGAGCUGUCUAGCACUGUAAGUCCCCUGAUAGAACUCACGCUGAGCAACCUUAACACGAGGGAAGCCAUUUUCCUAGAGGUGAAAGUUGCAGCAAAAGUGAAGAACGAUCCACUCAGCCAAGUGAUGAGUGAUAUUGUGUGUUUUUUUAGUCUCAAUAAAGAAGGGCCUUUUAAGAAGCUGGAGAAUUCCUACACCUAUCAAGAUACAAUACAAGUGAAGCUAGUGGACCUAAGUCAUGUGAUGUAUGCAGUAAUUGCUGUACAAGCAAACAAAAUCCAGCCUCCCGCAACUAAUGUGUGGGACUAUAUCCAUAGAACUGUCUCAGUUGGAAUUUAUGGUCCCAAAUAUGUUCAUCCAUCUUUUACAGCAGUUUUUACAGUUUUUGGUCAUAACUACAUUCCAGAAAAACUCACAAUUUGUGAUAUAAAAAAGGGGGGUAAAAAUAUGCCUCCUGUUGUGUUUCAGCUGUGGGGAAAACAUACAUUUCUGCUUGAAAAACCACAAGAUUUAAACAUUUCUUUGGUAUCCUGUGAUCCAGAUUUUGAGGUGAAGAUGGAAGACCAAAGCAAAAAUAUUAAAGAGGAGGAGCUGAAAACUGGUGAAAUGGUCCACCAACACUUCCUGUUUUCCAUGCUUGGGUGUAGGGAGAUGCAUUUCUUUGUUUUCCUUGUUCAGAUUAAAGUCUUAAAAAGUAGCCAAGUAACGCAGUUCCAUGUUACAACUCCUGAUCCAGCUCCAAAGUUAAGUGGAAUUAUCAAUAGGCCAAAGCGCUUACAAAACCGCAAAGAAGUCAAGUCUGCACCAUUGCUUUUAAUACCAACUAUUAAAUAUCCAAAGUUUCAAGAUAAAACAUUGAGCGUUAAUACAUACGGAGUGGCUUUGAAAACUGUGUUACGUCAAAAUAAGAUUGAUUAUUUGCUAGAAUAUUUUAAAGGGGACACAAUAGCACUUCUUGGUGAAGAUAAAGUAAAAGCUGUUGGACAAACUAAAAUAAAAGAUUGGUAUGUAGGAGUUCUCAGAAGAAAAAUUGGUCUGGUACACUGCAAAAAUGUAAAAGUGAUUUCCAAAGAACAAGCUAUGGACACUGCUGAUAGUGAGCUAACAACCAAGAAUCUUGUUGAACAAAUUGCAUUGCCAUUCAAAAAACUGACUUACAUCUACUCAGUAGUUCUGUCUACAGUAUCAGAGAGUGUUUAUGACUGGAGAGCUUUGGCUGAGGUGCUAGGAUAUUCACAUAUGUCUUUGGAUGACUUCAGCGAGGCACAUGCUGAUAAAGAAUCAGAGAGAGUUGUGCAUGUUGUGAAGAGGAUGAAGGAAGACUGCCACGCUAACAAAAAAAAAAGACUGUUUCUUUAUGAGCUCAUUGUUGCACUUUUGAAAAUAGAUUGCCAGGGAUUAGUGGCACGACUUACCCAAGACACCAUCAUUUUGACUUCAGCUGUCAAGCUUGGCAAAUACUGGCGGGAGCUUGCGGAGAAGCUAGCCCGGCUCACAAAGCAGCAAAUCGAGGCUUAUGAAGUACCUCACCAAGGGAAAAAUGGCACAGUAGCUCUGGAGAUGAUGUGGAAACCUGCAUAUGACUUUCUCUACACAUGGGGUGCCCAUUAUGGAGACAGUUACAGGGAUGUCUUACAAGACCUGCAAUCAGCCUUGGAUAAAAUGAAAAACCCAGUAACAAAACAUUGGCGAGAGUUGACCGGAACGUUGAUUCUUGUGAACUGCAUGGAGGUGCUAAGGGCAAGUGCUUUUUCCAAAAUGGAGGAAGAAGAAUAG